AUGGCCCCGCCGCCAUGUUGGCCGUGAGGGGAAGCGGCGGCCCGGACCCCGCUAAAAUGGAGGCGCGGAGCCCUCCGGGGGUGUAGGGGCUCCUUCCCCUCCCCAAGCCCCUGCCCGGAGCUCAUGGAGCGGCUGUAGGGUCGGUGCUUGAGCAGCUUCUCACUGCCAGGAUGAGCUUCCCAAAUUCCAGCCAACCUCCAGGAGCCGGGAAUUCCUGCAGGAUCACCCUGGGCCAAGCCAAUCAGGUGGUUCCCAAGCUGCCCCUGCUGAGGAUCCUGCAGGCUGCGGGGGCCCAGGGCGACUCCUUCACCCUCAAAGAGGUGAUGCAUUUCCUGGGCCAGUACAUCAUGGCCCGGCAGCUCUACGACAAGAGGCAGCAGCACCUGGUGCACUGCGGGGGAGAUCAGCUGGGAGAGCUGCUGGGACUGCAGAGCUUCUCUGUCAAAGACCCCAGCCCCGUGUACGAGAUGCUGAAGAGGAACCUGAGCCCUGCUGCCCUCCCAGAUGCUGCACAGACUCUCCCAAAGGAGCAGAGCGUCGCUAAGCCCAGCCCAGACCAGCUGCAGCUCAGCCAGGAGGAAGGAUCUGACUCUGGGAUCCUGGAGAGUGACAGCAAAACCUCAGCUCCUGCUACCUCAGAGUCCAAAUGUGACACUUGUGAAGACAGUGAUUUGAUAGAAAACCUCUCCAAAAGCAAAAAGCCCAAGCUGGACCUGGUUUUUGAGGAAUGGGACGUGGCUGGGCUGCCGUGGUGGUUUUUAGGGAAUCUCAGAAGCAAUUACAAAUCCAGGAGUAACGGAUCCACGGAUAUCCAGACUAACCAGGACAUUGACACUGCCAUAGUUUCAGACACCACUGAUGACCUGUGGUUCCUCAACGAGUGUCCCCUGGACCAGGGCACUGCUGGGCUCAAGGUGGAAGUGCUGGACUGUGAGGAGGUCACAGAAGGUGACACCAAGGUGCCUGAGGAUGUGUGCUUGGAUGAGCUGGAGAAUUCCCAGUGCCUGAGUGAUGACACGGACACAGAGGCUGCUUCUGAGGAUUGCUGGCAAUGCUCCAAGUGCAGGAAAUUCAACUCUCCGGGAAAAAGGUACUGCUUCCGCUGCUGGGCCCUGCGCAAGGACUGGUACCGGGACUGCCCCAAACUGCCCCAUUCCCUGUCCCUCUCCAACAUCAAUUCCAUGGAAAAGCAGGAGCAGGAUGAAGGGAUGGACGUCCCAGACUGCAGGAGGACGAUCUCAGCCCCGGUUGGCCAACCCAAACACCUUUUCUUGGGAGAAAACAAACCCCACGUGGAUCCCGGCGGCUCCAUCGAGUCCUUGGAUUUGGCGCGGGAGGGGAAAAAUCGGGAUUUUGCCAAGCUGAAGAAAGAGGAGGAGAUGGAAUCUUUGGAGAGCAUCAAAACCCUGCUGAAUCCCUGCUUCCUGUGCCAGCACAGGCCUCGGGAUGGGAAUAUUGUCCAUGGAAGGACUGCUCACCUGGUGGCCUGCUUCAGGUGUGCCAGGAUGCUGAAGAAGAAGAGAUCGCCGUGUCCCGUGUGCAGGAAGGAGAUCAAGAUGGUCAUCAGGAUCUUCAUGGGGUAGGGAGGCUUUCUGCCCCUAAAGUGACCCCAAAAUCUGGAAUUUUUGCACUCAAACCUUCAUUACAGCACGUGCAGGAAGGAGAUCCCGAUGGUCAUCAGGAUCUUCAUCAAAUAACCCCAAAAUCUGGAUUUCUGCACUCAAACAUUCAUUACAGCAUGUGCAGGAAGGAGAUCAUGAUGGUCAUCAGGAUCUUCAUCAAAUAACCCCAAAAUCUGGAAUUUUGCACUCAAAUCCCAGUUUCAGUGUGUGCGGGAAGGAGAUCACCAUGGUCAUCAGGAUCUUCAUCACAUAACUCCAAAAUCUGGAAUUUUUGCACUCAAAGCUUCAUUACAGCAUGUGCAGGAAGGAGAUCAUGAUGGUCAUCAGGAUCUUCAUAAAAUAACCCCAAAAUCUGGAUUUCUGCACUCAAAUAUUAUGAUGGUCAUCAGGAUCUUCAUAAAAUAACCCCAAAAUCUGGAUUUUUGCACUCAAGUCGCAGUUUCAGCAUGUGCAGGAAGGAGAUCAUGAUGGUCAUCAGGAUCUUCAUCAAAUAACCCCAAAAUCUGGAUUUUUGCACUCAAAUCCCAGUUUCAGCUUGUGCAGGAAGGAGAUCACGAUGGCCAUCGGGUUCUUCACGACCUAGCAGGAUCUUCUACUACUAAAAUCACCCCAAAAAUAGGUUUGUUUGCACAAAAACCCCAAUUCCAGAGCUCGCUCUGCAGGAUCAAGAUGGUCAUUGAGAUCUUUUUGGGAGAGCAGGACCUUCUGCCCCUGAAAUAACCCCAAAAUGAAGAUUUUUGCACUCAAACCCCAAUUCCAGAGCUCAGCCAGCGAAACCAAAGAGUACCAAGAUUUAAUUCCACCAAGAAUCCUCUGCAGGAUCCACUUUUCCAUGGAAAUCACCUCGAGGUCAAAACCCCAGCUUGGAAAUUUUCCCAAAUUCCCAUCUUCAGCCAGAUUUUAUCCCUUGGGAUUCUUUCUCCUGACCAAGAACAGCAGAUUUGGGAAAAAUUGAAACCUUUGGAAUGGUUUUUUUUCCAUAAAUCCCGACUUGUGCAAUUCCUUUGAAGCUAAGAGUUAAAGACAGAAAUAAAUAUUUAUGGUGGGAGGGCAGGGGAUUUGUUUUGGAGAGAAGAAGAAGAACUUUAUUCCUAAUUUUUUUAUUGUUUAAGGUCGGCAGGGUGAAGAAUUCCUUGCUUGCAGAUGGGAAAUAAAUCCAAGUUUUUAAUCCACACCUCUCAAGUCACAAAUGAGAUGGAAAAAUAAUAAUAAUAAUGUUAUAUUUUUCUUUUUGGGCUCGUUAA
Molecule: messenger RNA, 2866 nt
Organism: Haemorhous mexicanus (house finch)
Lineage: Eukaryota; Metazoa; Chordata; Aves; Passeriformes; Fringillidae
Gene: MDM4
Product: MDM4 regulator of p53
Exons: 11
Coding region: 171-1583 (470 amino acids)
Biological process (GO): regulation of cell cycle; negative regulation of apoptotic process; protein ubiquitination
Cellular component (GO): nucleus
Molecular function (GO): ubiquitin-protein transferase activity
Source: RefSeq, a predicted model, not a curated record